GUUGGCCUUGCCAGCAGGAACCAUGUCUUGGCAUUUCCCCCUCUUCCUCGUGGUCACAGUGACUUUGCCCUCCGUGUGCCUCCAGUUUAAUCCUCAGCCUCUGGAGGAACUAGGCUCUGACAUAGGGAUCCAAGUUUUCCACCAGAUUGUCAAGUCCCGGCCUCAGGACAACAUCGUCAUCUCCCCCCAUGGGAUCGCGUCUGUGCUGGGGAUGCUGCAGCUGGGAGCCGAUGGCCGAACCAAGGCGCAGCUCACCUCCGUGAUGCGAUACGGCGUGAAAGGAGCUGGUAAAACGUUAAAGAAGAUCAACAAGGCCAUCGUCUCCAAGAAGAAUAAAGAUAUUGUGACGGUGGCUAAUGCAAUGUUUGUGAAGAAUGGCUCUAAAAUCGAAGUGCCUUUUAUUACCAGGAACAAAGACGUGUUUCAGUGCGAAGUCCGGAACGUGAACUUUAAGGAUCCAGCCUCCGCCUGUGAUUCCAUCAACGCGUGGGUUAAAAAUGAAACCAGGGGUAAGAUCGACAACCUGCUCUCCCCUGACCUGAUCGACGGCGUGCUCACCAGAAUGGUCCUGGUCAACGCCCUGUAUUUUAAGGGUUUGUGGAAAUCACGGUUUCGACCCGAGAACACAAAGAAACGUCCGUUUGUGGCAGCUGACGGGAAGUCCUACCAAGUGCCCAUGCUAGCCCAGCUCUCUCUGUUCCGGAGCGGGUCAGCAAGCACCCCCAAUGGCUUAUGGUACAACUUCAUUGAACUGCCCUACCACGGGGAGAGCAUCAGCAUGCUGAUCGCGCUGCCGAGCGAGAGCUCCACCCCACUCUCCGCCAUCAUCCCUCACAUCAGCACCAAGACCAUAGACAGCUGGACCAGCAUGAUGGUGCCCAAGAGGGUGCAGGUCGUCUUGCCCAAGUUCACAGCCACAGCGGAAAUGGAUCUGAAGGAGCCGCUGAAAGUUCUUGGCAUCACUGAGAUGUUUGACCCAUCAAAGGCAAAUUUUGCUAAAAUAACAAGGUCAGAAAACCUUCAUGUUUCUCACAUCUUGCAAAAAGCAAAAAUUGAAGUCAGUGAAGACGGAACCAAAGCUUCAGCAGUCACCACUGCGAUUCUAAUUGCAAGGUCAUCUCCUCCCUGGUUUAUAGUGGACAGACCUUUUCUAUUUUUCAUCCGACAUAAUCCUACAGGUGCCUUCUUAUUCAUGGGGCAGAUCAACAAACCCUGAAAGGUCCAACAGAAGAAGCCAUGCAAAGCAAACCCAACUUUGCUAUGAAGAGAAGACUCCUUGCCUACAUCUCUCAUAGUUCUGUUAAAUAUUUUUUUACAUUCCUUUCUUUUUCAAAACUAGUUCUUAGGAACAGAGACUCAAUGAUGUAAGCAUUUCUAUUCCAAGAUGUGUUACAGGUGGGAAAAGGGCAGGAUGGCUGGAACCCUGUACUGAGCAAUGACUAGAGGGCUUCCAAAUGUUUAAAAGAGUCUUUAAACUACUGAGUGGUUACCUAGGUAACAACCCUCUUGAGUAUUUACUGUCCAGUUCAGGAUUUUUGUUUUGUUUUGUUUAAUGUAUGGCUUUGCAGAAGACGUUGAAUCAGUGUGAUGGGGGGAAAAGACAUUUUAUCGUAGCUUUUACAUUUUUAUGAAAAAAAAUUAUUAUUGGCCUUUUAAAUUUUUUUUGGUCUCAUUCAAAGUCUUGAUAGUAAGCAUUAUUUGGGGAGUAGAAAUAGUGAAAUCUCUAGCCUCUUUGUGUUUUUGAUGUUGUUGUUGCUGUUGUUUUAUAUAAUGCACGUAUUCACUAAAAUAAAGUUUUAAAAACUAAUGUCUUGCUAGACAAGGUUUGCUGUUGUGCAGUGUGCCUGUCGCUACUGGUCUUCUGUACUCUUUGGAUUUGCAUUUUUGUAUUUUGUACAAAGUAAAAAUAAAGUGUAUGAGUAGUAAAAAAAAAAAAA
Messenger RNA from Myotis davidii, 1937 nucleotides. RefSeq names its product serpin peptidase inhibitor, clade E (nexin, plasminogen activator inhibitor type 1), member 2 (gene SERPINE2). The record is from RefSeq and is a predicted model, not a curated record. Gene Ontology annotation, molecular function: serine-type endopeptidase inhibitor activity. NCBI's taxonomy places the organism in Eukaryota, Metazoa, Chordata, Mammalia, Chiroptera, Vespertilionidae. The transcript has 8 exons. Bases 23 to 1216 code for a protein of 397 amino acids. Gene Ontology annotation, biological process: negative regulation of endopeptidase activity; negative regulation of plasminogen activation.